AGGGCUGAGCGGAGGCGAGAGGCGGGCUGCGCUGCGCCGGGCCGGGCCGGGGGGGCGACGGUGACGGCGGCGGGCGGCCGGCUGGCUGGCCGGCACCACCUCCUCCUUCUCCUCUGCCGGGCGCGGAGGGGAGUGGCGGGGUGGCUGCCUCAUCCCCCUCCCUGGGCCAGCCAUGGAUUUCCACAAUAUCCUCGUGAUGGCCUCGGAGCAGCAGGGACUGAACUCGGUGCCGGAGCAUGCCACGUCCCCGGCGCGGGUCGGGGACAAAGGCCGGCAAGUUUUGGAUGUGUGCGGCGCUGCCCGGUGCCUUCGUAUCCACCGCUGAGGAGCAGCCGGCAACAGCUGCGCGGGGAUGUUGGCGAAAGAAAAGGUACAGUUUGGCUGUUGGUCCUCCUAAAAAGGUUCCAAAAGUCAAGGGUGUAGAGUCUGCAGCAGUGCAAGCAUUUCUUAAACGGCAAGAAGAAGAAAAAAGAAAAAAAGCACUGGAAGAAAGAAGAAAGAAGGAAGAACUCUUGGCUAAGCGUAUUGAACUGAAACAUGACAGAAAGGCAAGAGCUAUGGCCUCACGAACAAAAGAUAAUUUUUAUGGCUAUAAUGGCAUUCCCGUUGAAGAGAAGUUUAAAAAAAAGAGGUCUUGUGAGAACAUCACUCAGGCCCCAGAGGCUGAGUAUGCAACGGAAGAUGACACAGAGCAACUUGAAUACAGUCAGACUGAAUCUGAGCACGAGCAAGAAGAACAUGAAGAGAAACCAUCCAAACUUGCAGUGAAACCCAAAGCACCUCCCAAAAGUGCACCAGCACCUCUGAACUUUGCUGAGCUCUUAAGGCUUGCUGAAAAAAAACAGUAUGAACCAGUGGAAAUAAAAGUAGUGAAAAAGGUAGAAGAGAGACCCAGAACAGCGGAAGAAUUGAGAGAGAGGGAGUAUUUGGGACGGAAAAACAAGAGAGUAGACAUGCAUAAGAAAAGUGAGAAGGAGAUUAAGAGUACAGGGUUAUCGAGCUCUUCAAAAAAAGUUACUUCUCACAAAGAAUCUGUAAAUGCAAAACUUAACAGAAGCUCAAUGGAUAAACAUUCUGCACUGAAAGGCAGUCUGUUGUCUACGAGUGGUACUGAUAGGAAAUCUAAAGCACCAGCACUGGCUGAAAAACACUUGCGGUCAUCAUCUUCCUCCAGAAUUGAUCAAAUGGAAAAAGCCUCACAAAAUGGUUCCUUAAAAAGCUCUACUGGUGGCAAUCAUAGUAAAUUACCUGUCAAUGGUACUGGAAAGUCUGGCUCAAGCUCUCAGGUGCCACCCUCAAAACCAGCAGCCAAUGGGGCUCAGAGGAUACCAUCUGCUAAAGAAUCCAGUCUGAAAAAGUCUGCCCAUGCAAAAUCAGGAAGUGCUUCAGCCCUUCAGCAUGGAAUCAACUCCAAUGCAAAACGAUCGGGCAGCAGCUUAGGAAAAGGAGGACCUGGACAUCCAGGUGGUCGUUCAGGUGCAGGACCCGGGCGACCAAGCAGCAAUGCUGGUGUGGGACCUGGAAGGCCAGGCAGCAGCUCAAGCCUGGGACCUGAGCGACAGGGCAGUGGCUCAGGCAUGGGACCUGGAAGGCUGGCUGGCAGCUCGAGCACAGGACUGGGGCGACUAGGCAGCAGCUUGAGCACUGGACCAGGAAGGCCAGGCAUCAGCACAAAUGCCCGACCUGGGCGACCAGGCAGCAGCGUGGGUACAGGACCAGGAAGGCCAGGAGUCGACCCAAGCACUGGAUCUGGGCGACCAGGCAGCGGCUUGGGAACAGGACCGGGAAGGCCAGGAAUCUGUCCAAGCACAGGAGCUAAGCGGCCAGGCAGCAGCUUGGGGACAGGACCAGGAAGGCCGGGCAUCAACCCAAGCACAGGACCUGGGCGACCAGGCAGUGGCUUGGGUACAACUGUGAAACCAAAGUGUACUGUUGUAUCGGAAACUAUUUCUUCUAAAAACCUAGUCACAAGACCUAGCAAUGGACAAAUAAAUGGAAUGAGAUCUUUUCAAGGGCAUAGACCUGCAUUUCAUCCACAAGGUCUUGGAAGACCACCUAUUAAUUACAAGAGACAAAUAGAAGAUGAUGACGAUGAUGAGUAUGACUCUGAAAUGGAUGACUUCAUUGAAGAUGAAGGGGAGCCCCAAGAAGAAAUAUCAAAACAUAUUCGGGAAAUAUUUGGCUAUGACCGGAAAAGAUACAAAGAUGAAAGUGAUUAUGCCUUACGUUAUAUGGAGAGCAGCUGGAGAGAGCAACAGAAAGAAGAAGCUAGGAGCUUGAGACUCGGUGUUCAGGAGGACUUAGAAGAAUUGAGACGGGAAGAAGAAGAAUUAAAACGCAAGAGACAGUCUAAGAAGCUGAGGACACGUUAACUGACUCAUGGUGUUGACUUUGUUCAUGUUUCUGCUACCCUCUGCCUCCAUACAUCUCUGAUUCUACUUUAGUUUCCAUUUGCUUGUUAGAGGACAAAAGAAUAUUUAAAGGGAUUAAAGUACUGAAAAACAAGGCUUUUGUUUGACCUAAAUAAGAUAUUUAUUUUUAAUACUUGCCAGGGUUGGUUUUUUAAUGAAGAAAUUAAUGCACUAAUGCAUAUUAAGUGAAUAAAAUUGAUAGAUGUUUCCAUUGAUUAAACUAGUUCAAGAUGCCAGCAGAAAUAUUGACUAGCUAUGCACUGGCUCAGAACUGUGUGGGCCUAUAUACCAGUAAACUGAUUUUGCAUUCACUUGAAAGAAAGGAAUAGCAUUCUUGUUCCCUGAUAUUUCUUGAGACUUAAUGAAAUCGCUUUAGGUUCUGCUCUGUCUCCCAACUUGAGCCUCAAAGUAUUGAAAUGUCAUCUUCUGUACAGAAGCAGCUUGGGUAUAAAUUCAGCUGUUGCCACAGAUGUUCAAAGCAAUAAAGUGCUGCAUUAUUUUCUGAUUCGAGGACCCGUAAAAAUAAUUUGAACCUCUAUUUCUAAACAGAAAAGUCAUCUAAUUUGGAAAUUGUACAGUUACAGAUACAGCCAAAAGAUUAUGUUGGCUUUUGGCAUGUCUGGAAUUCCAAUGCCAGUCUAAUUCAGUAUGAUAAAUACAAACCCUGAAGACAGGAGUUUCUAGUGUUUGUAUGUGACUUGUGCUUUUGGGCUCAAGCUUAUGCUUGGGAAUUCUUUUCCUGCCCUGUAAAUCUUCACAUUUGUUUAACAGCUUCUGCUGCUUUUACAAAUUGUGUACAGUGCACAUGUUGUUUCUUGCAUUAAACAUCCGAUGUGUUAAAUGAUUUAAAAUGUGAAGCAGUCAUUUAUCUAAUUAGGUCUACUGUUUAGAAAGCACAUCAGAAUUAACUUUUGUUAGAAUGUAUUUGCAACUCUUUGAUAUUAACAGCUUCAUGUUAACUAGCAAAUACUUGUGAUUUCAUCAAACCAAAAAUCUAAAUUGUUAUGUAUAGCAAGAGAGUUUGUUCAGUUACUUACCUUAAUGCCCAUAUUUGCACAUUAUUUCUGUCUAUGCAUAUAAAGACUGUUUGCUUCAGUAACUGAAUUUGUUUACAAUCAGCACAGGGUUCACGUAAGUCUACAGGAGUGGUACUAAGAGUCUAAAGCUUGUAUCUGGUGUUGCACCUACUGUAAUCUCCCCAGGUUGCCCUUCAAGUCUCACCAGUAUCUACUGCUGGGCUUUGCCCCAGGAUUCCGUUGAUAGUACCACAGGCUUCAGCUGCUGAGACUGUUAUGUUUUAAUGCUAGAAGUACUUGGAAAAGUACAAAAAGGGCUUUGGGUGUUGGGGGGUGGGGUGCGGGAUGGGGUGAGGGGAGGAAGGGGAAGUGAAGGAAUAAAAAAGAAAAAUUGCCUUGUAGAAAACCACAAAGGAACCUUUCCUAUGGGGGCUACUCUUAACAGCACUGUCUCUAGGAAGCAGUUCAGGUAGCAACCUGUAAGGAACAAUCUUGGAAACUGCUGAAUUUUAAACAUCUGACUCUUAAUGUAAGAAAAAACAGAUUUGCCUUUUUAAGAUGUUUUCUGUCGAUGGUGUAGCAUUUCACUGCCUCAGUAAAACACUGACAUGAGUAAGCUAUUGGCAUAGCUUCUAUAAAUCAAUUCAGUAUUGGCUGACAGGGAGCCCAGAUGAAGAUCCCUCGUUGCUCCUCUGUAUUUUUAACUGUCUGUAUUAACCAACAAAACUGUUUCUCAAUGUAUGCACUUGAGACCAUGCAAGAUAGUGUAACCUCACUGCUUGUCUAAAAGUGUGUUGUAUUCACUUUGCUUCAUUGGGACCAUCUAAUUUUCUGUUGUAGUUCCUAGAUUAGCCAUUCAAGAUGAUGAACACCGGGACCAUGAUGAAGUUACUGGGGUUUUUUUACUACUUUUUAGCUGGAGAAAGGCUCUAGGUCUUAUAAACCCAGAUAGCUGUAUCAGCUGUGAGUAACUUCCUGCCUGGUGGGGAAAAAAGGCCUCUUAUGAAGCAAAAGAAAUAUAUUAAUUCAAAAUUGGUUCCGUUGGGAGUUAAAUCUGCAUUUCAGAUCAAUAUAGGUUAAAUAAAACUUGAUUAUUUCACUGCUUUCUGCUUACAAGAUCAGUUACAUUUCUUAAUCUGUAAAGCACUUUGUCAUUUGUCUUUUAGAUGGUGACUGGAAUGUACUCUGCUAGCCUCCCUAAGACACUGUGUAACUGUUUCGUCACACAGUGAUCAUUGCUUGAUUUUUGUCUAUUUCAUAUGAAAAAUUAUUCAAGGACACACUUGCAAUUUUACAGUUGAGAAGUACUUUCUCAUAAUUGGCAUGGAAUGCUAAUGGUUUUCAAAUUUUGUACAGAUGUUUGGAUUUUAGUGUGUUUGCAUUUGCUGCAUAUUUGUAAAGCGGCUAGGAAGGAACUAAAUUUUUGUUUGAUUUCUGACCUUGUAUCCAAAAAUGUUUACUGUUUGCUGGAUUAACAGUAUUAAUCUAAUGAGACUACUUCAGUACUUGUCCAAAGUGCAUCUGAAUUUGACGUUAAUAAAAACUGGAAGAAUGUUUAUAUUGGUUUACGACGAUCUGAUGUUAAGCUAAUGAUUUAAUUGUAUUUAAUGAAAUUCUGGUUUAGGUUCUACAUCUUUUUUUUUAAUUCACUGUUUGAAAAUGUGCCUUUUUUACUAAAUUGUGUCAAAAAAUAAUGAAUGUAGGAGUAUAAAAUGUUGGUUGGUUUCUGCUAUCUCAGAUUCUAUAUCCUUAAACUUGAUAGGGUGAAAUUACAUACUUCUCAUAAAACCCUUCCAGGUCUGGCUUUGAUCACAAUUCAGUAGCUACUUCUUUACUGCUAAUGUUAAAUCAAAUGAAGGGCACUUUCUAUUGAUGACUACUUUUUCAAAAUGUCUUGUAUUUACACUUGAGCUGUAUUUCACUUUGCAGCAAUGUCUUUUGGAGGCCAGGGUUUUGCAUAUCACAGGAAGCCUUAGUGUGCAGCUCUGUGCUGUGCUUUAAAAUAAAUUUUUUUCAAGAAUUAUAUGAGAUCUCUAUGGAAAUCUGGAUUUAUUUUUGUGUAAAGCCCAAAAUAUUGUCCAGGAGAACUAAUUUUCUAUUUCUUUUGCAUUUUGUAACAUAACCUAGUAGCUGAUGCAUAUUUCUGGAGACCAAAACAUGUCAUAAAGAAAAUAAAUAUAUGGAGAGACUGGUGUUUAAAUUGUGAUGAAUGUACUAUUUAUUUUGGUGAGUGGGUGUGAUGCAAUAUUAAAGUGUUAGUGUAUAAAUAAGGGUGAUUCUAGUUGUAGCCCAUUUUUUUUUCCUUUGGGGAUAUCAUUUAUGCAAAAUGUCUUUUUACACAAUGUGACAAACCAGGUUGAAGCCUCGUACGUAGCUUAACUGUUUUUCAGUGCUGUCUAGAAAGUGUAUACUUUUGCACACACCAAGUUGCAGAGUAUGUAUACAAUAAAUUAUAGGCAUUAAACGUUUUA
This is a messenger RNA of Falco peregrinus (peregrine falcon), 5898 nucleotides long. It is a transcript of the gene SPTY2D1, whose product is annotated as SPT2 chromatin protein domain containing 1. Gene Ontology annotation, molecular function: DNA binding; histone binding. The record is from RefSeq and is a predicted model, not a curated record. The transcript has 7 exons. Gene Ontology annotation, biological process: regulation of DNA-templated transcription; nucleosome assembly. The coding region runs from base 237 to 2372 and encodes 711 amino acids. Lineage: Eukaryota; Metazoa; Chordata; Aves; Falconiformes; Falconidae. Gene Ontology annotation, cellular component: nucleolus.